Porites lobata is the source of this 1131-nucleotide messenger RNA. The record is from the annotation of a GenBank genome assembly. NCBI's taxonomy places the organism in Eukaryota, Metazoa, Cnidaria, Anthozoa, Scleractinia, Poritidae.
AUGGCUCGUGGUCAUCAAAAAUUUCAAUCACAGCAAAAAAAUCAACAGAAGCAGGAGAAGUUAAAAAAGGCUCAAAGUCAUGAUCAAAAAGGCGCUGCACAGAAGGCCUUGAUCUUCACUUGUAGUGUUUGCAAGGUAUGUCAGGGCUCUACAGAAAGUUCCUGUAGAAGAGGAAAAUAAUUAAUUCAAGUAGGGUACAGCUGAUUGCAUUAUUUUUCACUAAUGAAACAGUCAUGUUUUGAGGGCCAAAGAUUGUACAACUUGGCAAAGACUUUGUGGAAAUAGACCCUUCCAGGUUUUUUUCAACUGUUGAUGGGGUACAAAAAAAUAUGAUUCUACAGAAACCAUUAUGAGGUGGGGGAGGGGGUACAAACUUACUCCCCUGCUUACUGUGAAACUUGGCAACUUUUAAGAGCCAUAUCUUGGCCUCCUUCAAACACUUUGAGAGUUUACUAAUAUUUUAAGGAAUUAUUCCCAGUAGUCAAAAUAGUGACCUGAAUUCUAGUUUUGUCUUGGUAGUACCACUACAGGAGACAAAACCACUACAAAGUAACUUUAGGCUGGGGUUCUCAUUAAGUGCCAGCAACCAGGUAAAAACCUUGCUACUUUGAAUUUUGAGCCAUAUGCAGUACUUUGUGUGCGAAAAGGGGUGAGGAGCUAUAACCCUGGCAGUGAGCAGAGGUUUUUCUCUCUUGCAUCACUUUGAGCAUUUACGAAGUCAUUUGUGUCACUUGUCAAUCGCGUAGUUGGUUUGUACAAAAGACAGGCAAUGCAAAUGAACGUGUAAACGCUAAAAGCCAUUCAAGAGAUCCCUCUGUUUGCAGGGUAGUGAGAAGUAAAAGGCAAAAUUGCCUGAUCAGCACUUAAUUGCCAAGCUACCAUAACGUUCUUAAAUUACAUCCUAGCUGUCUACUUUAGAGCGGUGACCUUUCUAAAUAAUGGAUUGCUGACUUAAUAUAUUUUCAUGUUUAAUCAUUCUUUGCUGUAAUGUGGUUGAAUUACAGUGUUGUUAUCGCUAAAUGAUUUUUUCAGUCUCAGAUGCCUGACCCAAAGACAUACAAACAGCAUUUUGAGAGCAAGCAUCCCAAAGCGACUCUUCCAGCAGAAAUAGCUAGUGCUUAAUGUUAAAUG